AUCGCAGCAACCGAAACUUUGUCUUAGCAGCGAGAGGGCUCGUCGGAGGAGGAGAGAGACAGAGAAGGAAAUCGAUGGCGUCGCGGCAGGAAAGAGAAGAACUUGACCGCCGUGCCAAGGAGGGAGAGACGGUGGUUCCCGGUGGCACCGGCGGGAAGAGCCUCGAGGCUCAGGAGCACCUGGCCGAAGGGAGGAGCAAAGGAGGGCAGACGAGGAAGGAGCAGCUGGGGACGGAAGGGUACCAGCAGAUGGGCCGCAAGGGCGGGCUGAGCACCGGCGACGAGUCGGGUGGCGAGCGCACAGCGCGAGAGGGCAUCGAGAUCGACGAGUCCAAGUUCCGAACCAAGAGCUGAACACUCCCUCUCGUUAAGUAGGGUUUUUAGCUCAGUGUUUUCCUGUUUUCGUGUUCAUGAAGCAAUAAAAAGGUCGGUAAUGUAUGUUUGUGUGGACUUCCAUGGUGUGUACUUGGG
This is a messenger RNA of Eucalyptus grandis, 470 nucleotides long. Its product is annotated as em-like protein GEA6. The record is from RefSeq and is a predicted model, not a curated record. Gene Ontology annotation, cellular component: cytosol. Lineage: Eukaryota; Viridiplantae; Streptophyta; Magnoliopsida; Myrtales; Myrtaceae. The coding region runs from base 75 to 353 and encodes 92 amino acids. The transcript has 2 exons. Gene Ontology annotation, biological process: response to abscisic acid.